Quercus lobata is the source of this 1221-nucleotide messenger RNA. Its product is annotated as serine/threonine-protein kinase STY46-like. The transcript has 8 exons. Gene Ontology annotation, molecular function: [protein-PII] uridylyltransferase activity. Lineage: Eukaryota; Viridiplantae; Streptophyta; Magnoliopsida; Fagales; Fagaceae. The coding region runs from base 100 to 894 and encodes 264 amino acids. The record is from RefSeq and is a predicted model, not a curated record.
UUCCUUUUUUUGGCCGAAUCAAAAUUAAGCACGUUAAACAGCAUAGUACCUUUUUAAAGCUCAAAAAAAUUGCUCGUUUUGGUUGAACUUCGUGUGAUCAUGGAAGAUACAGAGAGCAGUAGCAGAGUCUUGGAUUUUACACGGACUCAGAGUCAGAGUCAGAGUCAGAUUCAGAGUCGAUUCAGCAGAGAGCAGAGGCAGAAGAUAGAAGUGUACAAUGAAGUCCUUCACCGACUUAAGCACUUGAACGUAGCAGAGACCAAUCUUCCUGGUUUUGAAGAUGAACUCUGGGCACAUUUUCAUGGCCUCCCUGUUCGGUAUGCUGUGAAUGUGAAUGUCGAGAGGGUACAAGAUGUUCUUAUGCACAAAAGAUUACUGAACAUGACACGCAACCCUUCUAUUAGACAUGCAAUUGAUGUCCGUCUUGUGCAGGUUCAUUCUACUUCGGGUGGAAAUUGUAGUUCUUCUGGGCAUUCAAACUUUCAAAGAGAAGUGGAUGCUCAAUAUUCUGAUUAUCCCAGCAAACAUAGUGUUCAUCCACCACCUGCCUUUGGUUCAUCACCUGAUGUUGAACUCACUCUUGAAUUCAACCAAUUACAUGUUCAAGACAGGCAUGACAACGUGAAUGAUAAUCGUCUUUAUUCCCGGGCAAUGCAUGACAUUACAAUUUCAACAUACGACAAGCCCAAAAAUUUAAGUCAGUUGAGUUCCUUACUGUCUGAGAUUGGACUGAACAUUCAAGAAGCACAUGUUUUUUCCACUAUAGAUGGCUACUCUUUGGGUGUUUUCGUUGUUGAUGGUUUUGCACUCGAGGAGACCGAACAGCUUAGAAAUAAGCUGUUAAAGAAAAUAACAAGACUUGAGGGGUUACCAACUGCCGAAACUGCAAGUUGAUGACUGGCUUGUGUUCUCUAAUAUGGGUGCAUGUACAACAGCUGCUGGGACUAACUUCAACGGGUUUAACACAUCAGCCAUCCCAACUUACCUUGCGUAUUUGAAUCCAAAGUUUUAAUUUCCUGAAAGUCUCUUGAUUAGAAAUGGUUUUUUAUGCUACUCCUAAAAUGGUUACCCACUGAUAAGGAGAUAAAUACUUCUAAAAUGGCUUCAUAUAUAUAGUUGCCUACAAAAUAAGGAGAUCUUCAUGAGGAUGUAAAUUGUGUAAUGAUCAUGAUAAUGCAUCCAUAUUCAUGAGGAAUGAAUCUAUGAACAUGGUUGUUAAAA